AUAGUCACGUGGCCGCAGACUGCUAGCGCUCUGCUACUUCUAAGGAAGCCAAGGUCUGACUUUAGCGAGACCUGAAGGACAGACUCUCUGCUGCGAUGGGCUCUUGGAAGAGUGGUCAGAGCUACCUAGCGGCCGGGUUGCUGCAGAACCAAGUGGCGGUGGUCACCGGCGGGGCCACAGGCAUUGGAAAAGCCAUCUCCCGGGAGCUCCUGCACCUGGGGUGUAACGUGGUCAUUGCUUCCCGGAAACUGGACAGAUUAACCGCUGCUGUGGAUGAACUGAGAGCCUCUCAGCCUCCCUCCAGCAGCACUCAAGUCACCGCCAUACAGUGCAAUAUCAGGAAAGAAGAAGAGGUGAAUAAUUUGGUCAAAUCUACCUUAGCUAAAUAUGGGAAGAUCAACUUCUUGGUGAACAACGCAGGGGGCCAGUUCAUGGCUCCUGCUGAAGACAUCACUGCGAAGGGAUGGCAAGCUGUGAUUGAAACCAACCUGACUGGCACCUUCUACAUGUGCAAAGCAGUUUACAAUUCCUGGAUGAAAGACCAUGGCGGCUCUAUUGUCAAUAUCAUUGUCCUUCUUAACAACGGGUUUCCAACAGCCGCGCACAGUGGAGCGGCAAGAGCAGGUGUUUACAACCUCACGAAAACCAUGGCUUUGACGUGGGCCAGCAGCGGAGUGAGGAUCAACUGUGUUGCUCCUGGGACCAUUUACUCCCAGACUGCUGUUGACAACUAUGGCGAACUGGGACAGACCAUGUUUGAGAUGGCCUUCGAGAAUAUCCCAGCUAAGCGUGUUGGACUCCCCGAGGAGAUCUCCCCUCUGGUGUGCUUCCUACUGUCCCCCGCAGCAUCCUUCAUCACUGGACAGUUAAUCAAUGUGGACGGAGGCCAGGCUCUGUACACUCGCAACUUCACGAUACCAGAUCAUGACAACUGGCCUGUGGGAGCUGGGGACUCUUCUUUUAUCAAGAAGGUGAAGGAAUCUUUGAAGAAGCAAGCCAGGCUCUAAGCCAAGGAGACAGCCACCCAUUGUGUUUCCUGCGUGCCUUAACGUCCUGAGAAUGUUCGUACUUCAUAAGAACUUACGAUUUCUGUGGGGGAAAAUCACUUUAAUGUUAAUAGUUUUAUCUUUGUAAAAAACUACUCCCAAAAUAAAUGUAUCUUCAUGUUCAAA
Rattus norvegicus (Norway rat) is the source of this 1172-nucleotide messenger RNA. It is a transcript of the gene Pecr, whose product is annotated as peroxisomal trans-2-enoyl-CoA reductase. The record is from RefSeq and is marked provisional. Gene Ontology annotation, biological process: fatty acid biosynthetic process. Bases 96 to 1007 code for a protein of 303 amino acids. Gene Ontology annotation, cellular component: cytoplasm; peroxisome. Gene Ontology annotation, molecular function: trans-2-enoyl-CoA reductase (NADPH) activity. The transcript has 8 exons. Lineage: Eukaryota; Metazoa; Chordata; Mammalia; Rodentia; Muridae.